AGUCUACGACGUGCGUGGAAGAUGGAGAAGAGUGGGAGCCUCACAGAGUGGGUGUACGCGUUCCUGACCGAUCCAGAGGACCUUACCAUGGUGUCGACGGCAAUACAGUUGUCCUACAGCUGCAUUACAAGUACAUCCACCAGCCACGUCUUCAACUCGGUGGGAAUCGGCCUCACCAACCAGAUUAAAUAUACCGGGGACAUCAUUUCUUCGUACAAGGCUGUAUCGAUAAACUCCGGGGUGUACAAGGAUCAGGCGGACGGUGACAUCACCAAGCCAUACGCCCGUUUGUCGAUGGAGCUCAAGCAACAGUUUGACUCAUGGGAGAUCAUCACAGAAGCGGACCCAUUCGAAUUCGCCGAGAUUCUUGGUAACAUCGGAGGGUUUUGGGAUCUGAUCCUGAUUUUAUGGCCUUUGUUCUUUGUGGCGGCCAGCCAGCCAGAACCAAAUCUCAAGCCUCGCAACUUUGCGAAAUCGUUCACCAGGACAGUAGAGCGCUUCUCGGGCAUGACGAAAACAGUCGCCAACUCGGGGCCUAUGAGGCGUAUCGAAUCUAUCGAGAUGAGAAACGGAACGAGCGGUGCAUCCCUGGAAGACGGCCUCCAAGAAGAGCCGGUGCCGUGGGAACAUCCACCCGCAUUAGGGGUACAGAGGAGCCUUUCAAGAAGAGUACCUAAUAGCUUCCGGGUGAUGCAGCCCGAUGCUUGACCCGUUUGGGACAUCCAUCCCCAAAGUUGGUCGGAAAAUGUGUGUGUUGUAGUCUAAACCAAUGGGUGCUUUUGCAUGGCGCUCCAUUUUAUGUUUGGAAUGAACCAAUACAUGCAUGAUUAGGGAUGAUCUUUCCAGUAUUUAUAUUUCAAUCGGUGAGGAUGGCGUGUUGUCGUGAUUUUUGAGCCUUUGGAGUAAGAUACCAUCUGGGUGGGCAUGUCUUGUACAUAAUCACCUGCCGAGCUGUGUUCCGUAUUGAUGCAAGCAGCGGGCCAUUCGCUGUUUGGUAGCAGCAAGCACGUUUGUAUUUAAUUCUUCAGUGUUGCCUGGGAUCGAGGGAUGGCCAGUGAUUACCAAGGGAUGGGAUAGGAAAGGAAAUUAGACUGAAACAGAGCCACAACUCUACACACAAUGGUCGGAUUCCCUCCACAGUGAAAGAUCGAGUCACAUUUGGCCCCGGCUUGGGAUCCACGUGCGCAAGGGCUUUCUGGUUUUGGUCUGAUUGAGAUUUUUUCUGGGUGUUGGGCGUCUGUCUUCCUUUUGUGCGCUUCCCUCGCUCUUCAAAGGCAAAAUGAAACCAUCAGACUAAAUAGUCCUG
This is a messenger RNA of Ectocarpus sp. CCAP 1310/34, 1306 nucleotides long. The record is from the annotation of a GenBank genome assembly. NCBI's taxonomy places the organism in Eukaryota, Phaeophyceae, Ectocarpales, Ectocarpaceae.